Hemisphaericaspora subhashii is the source of this 4302-nucleotide messenger RNA. RefSeq names its product sulfite reductase (NADPH) subunit beta (gene ECM17). Gene Ontology annotation, biological process: sulfate assimilation. Gene Ontology annotation, molecular function: iron-sulfur cluster binding; heme binding; sulfite reductase (ferredoxin) activity. The transcript has 2 exons. Gene Ontology annotation, cellular component: sulfite reductase complex (NADPH). The record is from RefSeq and is a predicted model, not a curated record. NCBI's taxonomy places the organism in Eukaryota, Fungi, Ascomycota, Pichiomycetes, Serinales, Debaryomycetaceae. Bases 1 to 4302 code for a protein of 1433 amino acids.
AUGAGUAUAAGUCAACAACAAGCUAUCGCUCAUACAGUUGAUAGAAUUGGUGGUACUGUAUUUGUCACUCAACCUGCCAAGUCCGUUGAGUCUUCAUUUACAAGUAACCUUUUCCCAUCUGCUACAAGAUUAAUCAAUUCAAAUGAUCCUUAUGCAACCAUUCAAGAUUAUCUUACCAAUACUAUUGAAGAACAUUCAAAAGUUACAGUUACAACUGAUGGAAUUACUUUACUUAAGAGUUUACCAUAUUUCUCAUCAUCUGCUUUCAAGACUAAUCAAGUUGUAUCUCAUAUUGAAUUAAAUAAUUUUGAUUAUUCCAUUGUUACUUCAUUAAGAGAUUUAGAAUAUCCUAUUUUAGUAUCAAAUACUGCUAAAGAUGCUUAUGUAUUUGCUAAUUUAGCUUAUAAUUUAGCUGAAAAAUUACAAACUUCAGUUUUCCAUUUCUUUGCUCCAUCUACCGCCAAUGAAUCAUUUAAAUUAUCCGAAGGUGUUUUGAUUGAAAAUGUUGAAGAGUUGGAAGUUGAUAAGAUUUUACAACAAUUUGGUGUUAGUCCAUUUGAAAUUGUCAAUAAAGGAACCAAAUCUACCAAAGAUGCUAUUUUGUACUUGGGUUCAGUAUCUGAUGCUCUUGUUGAUGCUGCUAAUAAAGAAAACGCAUUAUUGAUUAAUGUUAAACUUUUUAAGCCAUUCCAAUUAAACCGUUUAUUAUCCAUUAUUCCAUCAACUAUUGAAACUAUCACUGUUGUUCAACAAACUACUGGUGCUCAUUCUGGUUCAUUUUCUCCAUUAUUAUUAGAUUUCUUUGCCGAAUAUCCAAAAUAUCAAACUUUGAAAAACUUCACCAAAAUCGUAGCUGCUACUUUUGGAUUAAUCAAAGAUUAUCAACAAGUUAUCAAGAACUUAUUGCAAAAUGUUCAUGCUGAAUCUCCAGUUCAAAAUUUAUCAUUUGGGAAAAUUAAUACUGAAUUAACUACCAAAUCUUCCAAACAACUUAAUCAAGAUUAUAUUGAUGCAAUUAGCGGUGCUCAUAAUUUAGAACAAGCAUAUUUGAAAUUAUUACAACAAGUUAACCCAACUAAUUUGAAUAUCUUGAAUGAAUUCCAAGCAGAAAAUAUUGGUCUCGAAACAAAUCCAGAAUUCGGUUUCGGUUCAUAUUUAUAUGAUCAAGAACAACAAGAGAACUUGAUUGCUUUAGUUGGUUCUGCAAUUAAAUCUCCAAAUGGGUUUAAUUCUUCUGAUAACACCAGAUUAAUUGAAGCUUUAUCCACUUGGUUAGUACAAAUUAAAGGAACUGGUAGAGUUGAAUCUGAAUUGGCUAACGAAAUUGUUGAAUUAUUAACUAGUGAUGAUGAAUCAGUUCAAGCCCGUGAAUUAUUGGCAUUGAGUAAAUAUUUUAAGACAGAAAACAAUUGGUUGAUUGGUUCUGAUGCUUGGUCCUAUGAUUUAGGUUCGUCAGGGGUACAUAAUGUGAUUACAUCCGGUAAGAAUAUCAAUAUGUUGAUUAUUGAUUCUGAACCAUAUUCCGAAAAGAAGGAAAAUGAAAAAACUAUCAAUGGUUUCAGAAAGAAGGAUGUUGGUUUAUAUGCUAUGAAUUAUGGUGAUUGUUAUGUUGCUUCAGUGGCUAUUUAUUCAAGUUAUACCCAAGUCUUGCAAGCAUUAAUUGAAGCCGAGAAAUUCAAUGGUCCUUCAAUUGUUUUGGCAUAUUUACCAUAUCAUCAAGAAUCUGAUAAUACUUUAGAAGUCUUAAAAGAAACCAAAAAAGCAGUUGAUAGUGGAUAUUGGCCAUUAUAUAGAUAUGAUCCACAUUUAGAAAACGAUGCAGAAACUUUCAAAUUAGAUUCAUCAAACUUGAAGAAACAAUUAGCUGAUUUCUUAGAUCAACAAAAUAAAUUAACUUUAUUAUCCAAGAAGAACCCUCAAUUAUCCAGAAACUUAACUUCUCAAGCCAAUACUGAAUCCAAGGCUAAACAAACCCAAAUUGCUGAUGAAUCUUUUGCAAAAUUACUCCAAGGGCUCAGUGGACCUCCAUUAACCAUUGCUUUUGCCUCCGAUGGUGGAAAUGCCGAAGCAUUGGCUAAGAAGAUCAAUAGACAAGCAAUUGGACGUGGAUUGAAAUCAAUCGUGGUACAAAUGGAUGAUAUUUCCGUUGAAGAUUUACCAACUGAAACCAAUAUCGUGUUUGUGACUUCAACUUCCGGACAAGGUGAAUUCCCAACUAAUGGGAAACAAUUUUGGGAUGCAUUAAAGAAUACAGUUGAUUUAGAUUUAUCAAGCAUCAAAUAUUCCGUGUUUGGUCUUGGUGAUUCUCAAUAUUGGCCACGUAAAGAAGAUAAACAUUAUUACAACAAGCCAGCCAAGGAUCUUGAAGCAAAAUUGAAACUUUACGGUGGGGUUGAAUUAGCAGAAAUCGGACUUGGUGAUGAUCAAGAUGCAGAUGGUUUUUCUACUGGUUUCAAUGAAUGGAUUCCAAAGAUCUGGACCGCUUUAGGUGUUGAUAAUGUCGAAGGUGUUGAAGAACCAAAGCCAAUCACUAAUGAAGAUAUGAAGCUUGGAUCUGAUUAUCUUAGAGGUACCAUUGCUGAAGAAUUAGCUGACCAAUCCACAGGUGCUAUUUGUGCUGUUGAUCAACAAUUAACUAAAUUCCAUGGGAUUUAUAUGCAAGAUGACCGUGAUAUUAGAGAUGAACGUAAGGCACAAGGAUUAGAACCAGCCUAUAGUUUUAUGGUUCGUGUUAGAUUACCUGGUGGAAGAGCCACUCCUAAGCAAUAUUUAAAGAUGGAUGAAUUGGCUGAUGUUAGAGGAAAUGGAACUUUGAAAUUAACAACUAGGGCUACUUUCCAAUUACAUGGUGUUGUUAAACAUGAUUUAAAACCUGCUAUUAGAGGAAUGAAUUCUGCUUUGAUGGAUACUUUGGCUGCUUGUGGGGAUGUGAAUAGAAAUGUUAUGGUGAGUGCAUUACCUCACAAUGCGAAGAUUCAUGGACAAGUAUCUGAAGUUGGUGCGUUGAUUUCUGAAUAUUUAUUACCUAGAACCACAGCAUAUCAUGAAAUUUGGUUACAAGGGGAUGGCGAUGGUGAUAAACCAGGUUACAAGGAAGCUUGGGAAAAUAGAAAAGAAGGUCCAACUAAGAAGAAAACUCUUGUGGCUGGAAAUGUCCUUGCUGAUGUUGAACCAAUGUAUGGAAAUACCUAUUUACCUAGAAAAUUCAAGAUUGUUAUCACUGUUCCUCCAUAUAAUGAUGUUGAUGUAUAUGCUCAUGAUAUUGGAUUGAUUGCAAUUGUUGUUGAUAAUGAAGUUGUUGGGUUCAAUGUAUUAGCUGGUGGUGGUAUGGGUUCAACUCAUAAUAAUAAGAAGACUUAUCCUAGAACUGGUAGUAUGUUCGGUUACGUCUCUAAGGAACAAGUUCAUAUUGUUUGUGAAAAGAUUAUGUUGGUUCAAAGAGAUUUCGGGGAUAGAACUAAUAGAAAACAUGCUAGAUUGAAAUAUACUAUUGAUGAUUUAGGUGUUGAUGUAUUCAAAGGAAAGGUUGAAGAGUUAUUAGGAUGGAAAUUCGCUGAACCAAAGCCAUUCAAGAUUGAAUCUAAUGUUGAUUAUUUCGGUUGGUGCAAGGAUGAAUUGGGAUAUAAUCAUUUCACUGCUUUCAUUGAAAAUGGUAGAAUUGAAGAUACUGUUGAAUUACCUCAAAAGUCUGGUUUACAAAAGAUUGCUCAAUUUUUGGAUGGUAGAGCAUCAGGAGAAUUUAGGUUAACAGGUAAUCAACAUUUAGUCAUUUCCAAUGUUGCUGAUGAAGAUUUAUUAGAAGUUAAAUCAUUAUUAGCUAAAUAUAAAUUAGAUAAUACUGAUUUCUCAGCAUUAAGAUUAUCAUCAGCUGCAUGUGUCGCCUUCCCAACUUGUGGUUUAGCUAUGGCUGAAUCUGAACGUUAUUUACCAGUAUUAAUCACUAAAUUAGAAGAAGCCUUAGAAGAAUAUGGAUUAAGACAUGAUUCUGUGGUGAUGAGAAUGACUGGUUGUCCAAAUGGUUGUGCUAGACCUUGGUUAGCUGAAGUUGCAUUGGUUGGUAAAGCUCUUGGUGCCUAUAAUUUAUUAUUGGGUGGUGGUCAUCAUGGACAAAGAUUGAAUAAGAUUUAUAGAUAUUCAAUUAAGGAAGAUGAAAUCUUGUCUACUUUGAAACCAUUAUUCAAGAGAUGGUCAGUGGAAAGAGAUGAUGGUGAACCAUUUGGAGAUUGGUGUAUUAGAGCUGGUAUCAUCAAGGAAACUACUGAAGGUAAAUAUUUCCAUGAUGAUAUUCCUGAAGAUGCUUAG